UUUAGCAACCGUGAAAGAUGGCGGACUUGAAUCACCUGUCCAUGGUGGGACUAUUUGUCGCCCUGUUAUUUUUAACAUAUAGGGACAUAACCCAGUCCCAAGAGACCCAUUCAACAAUUAAUAAACAAAAGGACAUAAAGGCACCAAAUCUGGUACAUUUUGCUGGUCCCACACUCAAAUUUUUGUAUUGUGUUUCCUGAGGGUAUAAGAAGGCCUUUGACCAAUAUGCAGAGGCCAUUCACCAGAGAUUUCCUAGCUUGACGAUAGAAGGUGGACAUUAUCCCGCUCCUUCUGUCCGAGCUUUGAUUUCUCAAAUCCUCAGCAUAGCAAAGCUGGUUCUUAUUGGCUUUGUGGUCAGUGGCCAUAACCCUUUUACUCUUUUCAAUAUGCCUACUCCUAAUUUUUAUGAAUGGGCUGCUCAAAAUAAGAUUUAUUCCUGUUUAAUGAUAUUUUUUAUCAGUAAUGCCAUAGAAGGACAGUUAAUAUCAACUGGUGCAUUUGAAAUUUCGCUUAAUGAUGUCCCCAUAUGGUCAAAAUUAGAAACUGGUCGUAUUCCGUCACCUUCAGAAAUGUUUCAGAUUCUAGAUAAUCAUAUGAGACUUGGUAACAAAAUGCAAUCCCAAUCAUAGUAAAUAACAACCAGCCAAUUAGAUGCUAAAGUUAUAAAGAGAACUGUCUAUAUGCUAUUGUAGACUGAACGUAUGAAAAAUCAAACUUAAACCAGCUAUCUGAGGGUUUGAUUUGGAGGAAUAGUCAGCUACAGUAGUAUGAUGCCACUUCCUGUACAUAACAGUAUUAUCUGAUUGACUGAAAAAAAACCAUGUGAUAAAUCUUAUUUUGAUAAAUCGUAGCUCAUCAUCUGUGUAUUGUUGAUAUUUUAUAUGUUUGUCCAUUUAAAUGUUUUUGAUAUUAGAUAAUGUAAUGCUGAUUCUUUAUUUCGUGUGGCACCACAUUU
Molecule: messenger RNA, 955 nt
Organism: Patella vulgata (common limpet)
Lineage: Eukaryota; Metazoa; Mollusca; Gastropoda; Patellidae
Product: selenoprotein T2-like
Exons: 5
Biological process (GO): cell redox homeostasis
Cellular component (GO): endoplasmic reticulum membrane
Molecular function (GO): thioredoxin-disulfide reductase (NADPH) activity
Source: RefSeq, a predicted model, not a curated record